AUGGGUUUGCCAGUCAUCGUCUCCUAUUACCUACGCUAUGGCUGGGAAAUCAUCAAGCUCAUCUUACGUGCUGUCAAAAGUGUUUUCUAUCUCACCCUACCAUUGACAAUACUCACUAUCAUUCUCUCGAUAAUCCAAGGCCUCGUUCUUGGCGCAUGGUACCAUGGAAAAUCAGUCAACCAUCCUGCCUUGUUCAUGAACAACAUGAUGACAGUGAAGACAUAUGAAUGGUUCAAAGAGCCUGGAGGCCAAAACCCUCUUCGAAUCCCACGAGCACCUUACCACAUCCAGCAACUGCAUAACCCUCUAGAAUGGACAAAAGAACUGGAUCUUGUCAGACCUCGCGAUUGGAAUACCGACAAUGUUGGAGUCUUGGCAAGUUUUGGAAACUUGCGUCGCAGACGACCCCGUUCUGAGAGAUACAUGAAUUGGCAUCAUUGGAUCUACCUCUCAGCCAAUGAACAGCCUCUGAAUGAAACUUGGAACGCCGAUCCCUGGGAUAAAGCUUUUCUCGACUUACUCGAGCAUAGAGAUAAGCAUGAGUUUUGGGGUCGUUCGAAUUUCCACUACAUCACAUGCCCGGGAAACUUCCUUUGCGACAUCUGGAGUGUCUCAGCCCCAGCAUUGAUCCAUCUCACCAACGAACCGAUAAGACGAAAUGCAACCCAGAAGAGAUCUAUGAAGCCAAUUCUCGAUCCUGUUUCUGUGCGAAUUUUUGAACUUCCUCUCAAGAAAGCAGUUAUCCCUGGCAUCUUUCCUAGUCAAUUCGAACAGAUGCGGUCUAUCACGGCUAGUAACUCAACUUAUUGGGAGACCAGAGACAAGUAUUCCAACUUCGAUCAGGUCCGCGGCCAAGCACUCAAAGUACUGAAGAAGAUGGAAGACAAGUACCCAUCGACAUAUGGCAGGCUUGUUUGGCUGGAGGACAAGUGGGUCAACCUCUGGGGUUCAGACGACGUAACUCUCGUCGCCAUGUCUCGUCAUGGUUCAUUCAUUGCAGCAGCUAGUUCGACCUACUUCGGUGGGCGAAUAUGGAAAAAUGUGCAGAACUGGUGGAAAAGCAGAGAAAAAAGCCAGACAAAAGAAGACGGCAGCGCUCCCCAGCUCACGACUGACAAGGCGGCGGAUGAUCCGGUGGCCCGUCAACUUCAGAAAGUUCUGGACAGCUUAAGUGAGGAAGACAAGGAGAAGUUUGGAAAAACACGACGAGGAGAGAUACUCUUGAACAGGAUACAGAACGGUCUCGAGAAUGAUGAUUGGAAUUCUAGGGAGGAUUUGAUGUCGGACAUUGAGGAUGCCCUAAGGGUGAAGGGGGAUGGCAAGGUGGUCCGUGGCUGA
Messenger RNA from Fusarium sp. VM40, 1338 nucleotides. NCBI's taxonomy places the organism in Eukaryota, Fungi, Ascomycota, Sordariomycetes, Hypocreales, Nectriaceae. The record is from the annotation of a GenBank genome assembly.